This is a messenger RNA of Lycium barbarum (goji berry), 2145 nucleotides long. RefSeq lists its product as uncharacterized. Gene Ontology annotation, biological process: DNA integration. The record is from RefSeq and is a predicted model, not a curated record. Bases 1 to 2145 code for a protein of 714 amino acids. Lineage: Eukaryota; Viridiplantae; Streptophyta; Magnoliopsida; Solanales; Solanaceae. Gene Ontology annotation, molecular function: nucleic acid binding. The transcript is spliced from 2 exons.
AUGGAGCUGGUAGCUCCAGCUCAUACAGAGGGGGAGGGGGGGAAUGGCAGCAAAGGGAAUUUGUUCUAUGACUAUUGUAAGAAAUCUGGUUAUACAAAGGACAGGUGUUAUAGAUUGCAUGAAUUUCCUCAAGAUUUCAAAUUCACAAAGGGAAAAAAUGGGGCUAUGGCAAAUGUUGUAGCAAACUCCCAUGAUGGCUACAAUGAGAACACUCAUGGUGGUUACACUGAAAAUACAAAAGGAAAAAGUGUGGCUGAACUCCAUCAGAACCAGAUGGUUCAGAGUAGCAACUAUCAGAGAAACAAUCAAACAGUGCAAAGCUUGACCAAGGAGCAAUAUAGCCAACUCUUGACUUUUCUCAACAACAAUUUUCCACAAGGAAACACUAGACAAGAUCCAGGAAAUUUCAUUAGUGGUGCAGUAAAUCUUGCAGGUAGAAUUGCUUGCUAUUCCUCUAUGACUAAGAUUGGUGAAUUGUCUUAUGUGUGUAAAACCUUAUCUGCUAAUUCAUGGAUAAUAGACUCUGGAGCCACAAAUCACAUGACCUAUAACAAAGCUUUGCUAACCAACAUUAUUACUUUAGCCUAUCCUUUCUUUGUCACAUUGCCUAAUGGUUAUAAGGUCAGGGUGACAGAAGCUGGAAAUGUUUAUCUUAGUUCAACAUUAACCUUGUGUAAUGUCUUAUUUGUACUAAGUUUCAAAUUUAACCUUAUUUCUGUUCAUUGUUUGUGUGUUCAACUUAAAAGCAUUGUCAGUUUCAGUGAAUUUUCUUGUCUCAUGCAGGCCCCUUCUCUGAAGAGGCCUCUGGAGAUUGGUAGGGCCAGCAAUGGUCUCUAUUAUGUUUGUCCUAGAUGUCACAACCACAGUUCAACUCCAGGCCUUUCAUCUGAUUGUAGUAUUCCAUCAAACUUGUCAUCUUUUACUUGUUUUCCUGUGACUAGUAAACAGGCUUCCCCAUCCCAUUCCCAUACCACUGUACAUAAUGCACAUUCAUCAAAUAAAGAAGCUUGUUGUAAUUUGAAUACUGUAUCUCAUAUCCAAAAUGCUUAUGUGUCUAAUGUGUAUGAUACUAUUUUUCCAUCUACAUAUACAUCUCAUGGUCACAGUAAUGAUCUUUUGUGGCACCAUAGGUUAGGCCAUGUACCCUUUGUGAGAAUGAAAGGUAUCCCUUCCUUAUCACAUUUACCUGCAACUCAAUCAUUUGUGUGCACCAUCUAUCUUAUGGCUAGACAAGCUAGAUUACCUUUUCCUAAGAAAACCUCACCAAGUAGCUCCCAACCUUUCGAACUCCUACACCUAGAUAUGUGGGGACCAUAUCAUAUUCCCACUUAUGACAAAUUCAAAUAUUUUCUCACUUUGGUUGAUGAUUUUAGUAGAUCAACCUGGACAGUGCUUCUAAGGUGCAAGAGCAAUGUCCUUAACACUAUCAAAGCCUUUGUCACUCUCACAGAAAACCAGUUUGCCACCAUAAUCAAAACCAUAGGAACAGAUAAUGGUCUCAAAUUUGUAAACAAAGAAACAACUCAGUAUUUUCAAGAUAAGGACAAAUUUGAACCAAGAGCGAUUCCACAUAUCUUUGUGGGAUACCCUUUUGGUUCCAAGGGGUACAAGGUUCUAAACUUGGCCACAAGGAAGUUACAUGUGUUCAGAUAUGUCGUUUUUCAUGAAAGUGUCUUUCACUUUACUUUACCUACUGCUUCUUCUGGUUCUUCUCUUACUACUUUUCCUUCUGUUGUGAGGAUGCUCAAUUCCGAUUCUCCUCAUUUGAAUGUUGGUACAAAUAAUAUACACACAAGUAAUGAUAAUGCAAGACAGACUGACAAUUAUGUUACCUCUGAUCAUAUCACCAUCAAUGAUUCCACCACAUCCAAUGGUUAUACCAAUCCAACUUUAGGUGACUCUAGUGUGGUUCCAGUUGACCCUCCAUCAGAAAGCACUUCUUCCAUACCUACUACUUCUCCCACUUCCCAUUUUAACACCCAGCAUGAUCACACUGAACAACUAGCUUUUGAACCUAAAAGGACAUCUAGGACCCACGUCACCCCUCCUUAUCUUCAAGCCUACAACUAUAACUUGCCAAACCUUCAAUCAUCUCCUCAUAAUUCCUCCCUCAUGACCACCAGCCUUUCACAACCUCCUUCCUAG